Messenger RNA from Hippocampus zosterae (dwarf seahorse), 6599 nucleotides. It is a transcript of the gene gphna, whose product is annotated as gephyrin a. The record is from RefSeq and is a predicted model, not a curated record. Lineage: Eukaryota; Metazoa; Chordata; Actinopteri; Syngnathiformes; Syngnathidae. The coding region runs from base 555 to 2900 and encodes 781 amino acids. The transcript is spliced from 24 exons. Gene Ontology annotation, biological process: establishment of synaptic specificity at neuromuscular junction; glycine receptor clustering; molybdenum incorporation into molybdenum-molybdopterin complex. Gene Ontology annotation, cellular component: cytoplasm; postsynaptic specialization; cytosol. Gene Ontology annotation, molecular function: molybdopterin molybdotransferase activity.
AGUUGGGUUAUUAGAUGUCUCCAUGAAAACAUAUUGGCGUUAUUGGCACUACUUAUACAGCACAAUGGAGAUUUAUAUUUCAAUUACACCUAUGUGCUUGAUAAUAAGGAAAUGCGCAUCCAGUAUUUAUUCUGAAAUUCUGUUGCACAGCAUCUUGCAUGAUUAAGCGCUUGUUGGUAACUAGUAGUUGUUGGGACCAAACAUUUAGCUCUGGAAUUUAAAUUGGGGUUUAUUCUUGUACAUAAUGCUUGCAACUAAGAUAUAAAAACGUGUUCCUGUGUGAAGCGUGUGUUUUAUGUAGGGAAAAUUGUGCUUUUAUUUAUAGCAGACAUUCAGUUGGUAAACUACACAAUCUGUGGUUUUACAAAUGAUACUUAAUACUUAUUUUUUAACCUAAAAUAGCACCAAGGUCGAUUUCAAACAGGAGUGUAUAGGCGCGAGCGUACACGCGCCAGCACGCGCAGGCAGUCGUCCUCCAGAGGUGCAACGGCAGCUCACGCUCCCCAGCACUGUUUCUCUUAUGUGCUGUCACAGUGCAGACAGAGGUUGUAAACAUGGCGACGGACGGGAUGGUGCUCACCAAUCACGACCAUCAGACCCGAGUGGGAAUUCUAACAGUCAGUGACAGUUGUUUCAAGAACUUGGCUGAGGACAGGAGUGGGGUCAACUUGAAGGACCUGGUUCAUGAUCCGUCACUGUUAGGUGGGGUCAUUGCAGCCUAUAAAAUUGUUCCUGAUGAGAUUGAUGAAAUCAAGGAAACUCUUUUGGAAUGGUGUGAUGACCAGGAGCUUAAUCUUAUUCUCACCACAGGAGGAACUGGAUUUGCACCACGCGAUGUUACGCCAGAGGCCACCAGAGAAGUAAUCGAGAGAGAGGCUCCAGGCAUGGCUCUGGCAAUGCUUAUGGGCUCCCUAAACGUUACACCACUUGGUAUGCUGUCCAGGCCAGUGUGUGGUAUCCGUGGUAAAACUCUGAUCAUCAACCUGCCAGGGAGCAAGAAGGGCUCUCAGGAGUGUUUUCAAUUCAUCCUUCCUGCUCUGCCCCAUGCCAUCGACCUGCUGCGCGAGGCCAUGGUCAGGGUUAAAUCCGUACACGCCGCACUCGAGCAGCUGCCUUCUCCUUCUUCUCUGCUGUCCAACGCACACACCAACGCGCAUGCCCACUCGCACACUAUGGAGCGCGGCACUCAGUGCGAGGAGGAGGAGGAUGAUGAGGAGGAAGACAGGCGGAGAGGUCGACAUGCACACCACCACCAUCAUCAUCAUCACCAGCAUGGCUCCUCCCACAUCACCGCAGCUGCUAUUGCUGCAAAGACAAGCCAUGCUGUGGUCAUGGCUAAGGGGGGUCCCUAUCUGCCUGGCAACACGCCUGCCCCUCCCACUCAUUUCACCUGCUCCUGCAGCCAUGACCAGCAGAUUCCGGACUCGAUCAUUUCUCGAGGUGUUCAGGUGCUUCCUCGAGAUUCUGCGUCUUUGAGCUCCACCCCUUCUGAGUCACCACGGGCAACACAGGCAACCUCCCGCCUUUCCACCGCAUCAUGCCCAACACCUAAGGUCCAGUCCCGAUGUGGCAGUAAUGAGAACAUCCUGAGAGCCAGCCACAGUGCAGUAGACAUCAGCAAAGUGGCACGACGCCAUCGGAUGUCCCCGUUUCCACUGACAUCAAUGGACAAAGCCUUCAUCACUGUUUUAGAAAUGACUCCUAUUCUGGGAAUUGAAGUCAUCAACUACAGAGACGGAUUGGGUCGAGUGCUCGCUCAGGACAUCUAUGCCAAAGACAACCUUCCUCCAUUUCCCGCCUCAGUUAAAGAUGGCUAUGCUGUAAGAGCUGCCGAUGGCCCAGGAGAUCGCUUCAUCAUGGGAGAAUCACAGGCUGGACAACAGCCCACCCACACGGUGAUGCCAGGCCAAGUGAUGAGGGUGACCACUGGUGCUCCCAUUCCGUGUGGUGCUGACGCAGUAGUCCAAGUAGAAGAUACAGAACUUUUGAGAGAGUCUGAAGAUGGCACAGAAGAAUUAGAAGUGAGGAUUAUGGUGCAGGCUCGGCCAGGACAGGACAUCAGGCCUAUAGGUCAUGACAUCAGACGAGGAGAGUGUGUGUUAGCCAAAGGGACACACAUGGGCCCAUCAGAGAUCGGUCUGCUGGCUACUGUGGGGGUGACUGAUGUCAAUGUGCACAAGUUCCCAGUGGUGGCUGUCAUGUCCACUGGAAAUGAGCUGUUGAAUCCAGAAGAUGACCUCCACCCAGGAAAGAUCAGAGACUCCAACCGUUCGACUCUGCUCGCGACCAUCCAGGAACAUGGAUAUCCAACCAUCAACCUGGGCAUUGUUGGAGACAACCCUGAUGACCUGCUCUCAGCUCUUCAUGAGGGAAUCAGUCGUGCUGAUGUCAUCAUCACCUCAGGGGGCGUCUCCAUGGGAGAGAAGGACUUCCUGAAGCAGGUGCUGGACAUUGACCUUCAUGCUCAGAUUCACUUUGGACGUGUGUUCAUGAAGCCAGGUCUUCCUACUACCUUUGCCACUGUUGACAUUGAUGGAACGCGGAAACUCAUCUUUGCUCUGCCAGGUAACCCUGUGUCUGCAGUUGUCACAUGUAAUCUCUUUGUGAUUCCUGCACUGAGGAAGAUGCAAGGCAUUCUGGACCCUAGACCCACCAUUAUUAAAGCCAGGCUUUCGUGUGAUGUGAAGCUAGAUCCUCGACCAGAGUACCAUCGCUGUAUUCUCACCUGGCAUCACCAAGAGCCGCUGCCCUGGGCUCAAAGCACAGGUAACCAAGUGUCCAGCAGGCUAAUGUCAAUGCGCAGUGCCAACGGCCUGCUGAUGUUGCCUCCGAAAACCGAGCAGUAUGUGGAACUGCACAAGGGAGAAGUUGUGGAUGUUAUGGUCAUCGGACGGCUAUGAUGCAGAUUUCAGUCACUGGAGACAAAUAUAUUGACGGUGCUGGGACUUUCUGCCUGGACAGGGGCAUCUAUUAGCUGUGAUGUCAUAUGCAACAGCCAAUUGGAGCCAGCAGACGUUGAAUCCUCAUAGGUCUGCAUUGAGAAGAUUUAAGAAAAAAAUGUGAAGGAAUAUACAAAUGAGAUUUAUUCUGUAAUAUUAUAUAAUUCUCCUGAUUAUAAUUAUUAAUAUUCGUACUUCAUCUGAUAUUAUUAUGGUUCUGAUUGAAUAUCAUCAUCACUCUAGUAGUAAUCACAUUCUUGUCUCUCGAGUUCAUUUGCUUUGUGCGAUCAGCACUUUUCCUUCGUGGAUCUAGUGAUAGAAAAUGACUCCGUUCCUCUGCUUAUGCCACACGCUCUUUUGUCUUCUUCGUUUCAGCUCUUCCGUCUUCCAUCCCUCUCAACACAGCCUUUUGUAGAAUCCCUUUGCAAUUGAUUGAAAACCGUUCCCCCUGACUUUGUUUGUCCGACCCCAAAAAUCAAAACAUCAGCAACGAUGCAUUGUAUUACACAAUAAAACUGGUGACUCACUGAAAGCAGUGGAUCAUUAGCAAAGUCUUACUUGAAUGACACUUGACAACCAUAAACGCAGCAAAUACACACCUAAAAAAAAAAAUGGUGGAAGUUGUUGGCUGUUCUUAGUGGCUCCUAACUGGCUUGAUUUCAGGACCCCACUUGGAAUAUUUUCUCACUGUGGUAGGAAGUGCGAUGUGAUGAACGCAUUUCAUCGGCUGACAAAUGCUAUUAAGAGUUUCCGUGUGGAGUUGCCCUUCAUCAUUUUUUUUGGGGUGGGGUGUUGUUUCGAGCAGAGCUUGCAAAUGACAAACCUAAUCAUGACCUAUUCUAAGAUGCUGCUGCUCCAUGUAGGUAAAAUUAUGAAGAAUUCAGGAUAUAGGAUUUUAACGGUCAAAACUGGCUGACGCUUGCGUUUGUUUGACCAUCCCUUUUUAAUGUCACUUGAAAACAAUCUUGACUUUGUAGAGGUCAAAUGCUGGAAAGACUUCUAAAGCAAACAUAGAAUAAAAAAAAACACAGACUUCUUAUUGGAUAUUUUUUAUGAUACUUUUUUAAAAUUAGAGAUGUCAGAAAUGUAUUGCACCCCUCUACAUUUGGAGGAUUUGGUGCCUUGCGCAAGGAAAAUGCUCAGGAAGCAGACAAAAAAAAACGAGCCCCCCUCGAAGAAAGAUUCCGAAAAAUUGGAACCUGACAACCCCUGAAUGGCAAUGCCCAGUCUUAUCGUUUGUUUUCAGUCGAUCUUUGUUUUUCAUUCAAAUCCUCUGUUUCUACUUGUCGUUCAAACAUUUUCAUGUAUACCUGACAAUAUUUCUGCGGCACCUCAACUUUUCGACAUUCACAUACACUUUCUGUAAAUGUGUGUUGUUUAGUUGAAGAUCCCUCCCUCUUCCCCAUUUUAAGCUAAGGCACCCAUUUUAAAUGAGAAUAAUGUCGGGAAAAAGUAUGAAUCCUGAAAUUAUGGCUAUCUUGUCUAAAUUUAUUGGUCGUUGACUGACAAAUUGAUGUACUUGGUGUGAAACCUGGACCUGUUGAUGUGAACACAAAGCUGAUGCUGUCAACUCAAAGAAAGCCAUUAUUAAUUUUGUUGUUUGAAUGACAACAGGCGGGUACACAAGUUUAUUUUGUUUUCUGCGAGCUUUGCCUGUCACUUACAGUCACUGACAAAGAGAUAUGUAUUUCACAAUUAAGUGAAAUUGGAUAAUUUCCCACAGCACCCUUGGUUGGGAAUCACUAGUCUAGCUACGUAAUGUUUCCUCUGCCUCGGAAAAAAAGAAAGUUGCGUUUAAAAAGUCAAAAACAACAAAAUUCUUAAUCCUUGAACAAGCUCUCUCUACUGUAUGCAGCCCAACAAAUGUGAAAAAGACUAAUCAUAUUUUAUCUGUUGCUUCAUAUGUGUUUAUUGAACUGAAUCAAACGUCAUCUCCUUCCAGAGGUGGGCAUUUAUUUUACGAAAUUUCGUCGUUCCGUCACCCACCAGCAGCAGCCUGGACACCUGUCCAUUAAAUUACACCCAAACGAAGAUUGUAUAUUUGUGUUGGUAUCCCAGAGCUUCGUGGUUUCAUCUGGAUCCGCCUCAUUAGCCAAUUACAGCCGGCGAUCACAUUUCCUCGCAGAGAUCCUAUUGAAAUUCAGGAGCACUCACUCUCUCACACGGAGAUUCAAUGCAGUUCCCUCGAAGACGACCCCCCCCACCCCCGCGACCAAACAAACGAGACGGGGGGGGGGGGGCUUAUUUCUCUCUUCUGUCGUCAGCAAAACGCCGUCGUUCAGUCAAUGAUGGACGCAGAUGUCCUUUGUUAUUUGACCUGGUUAGUGACGAUUACGCCGUUGAACGAAACCCACUUCAAUCAGUGCAUCGUCCUUUUUUUCUUCUCGUUUUGCGUCAAUCGUCAGCAAAGCGAGCGUCAGUACUGACGGAAUGUCCGCCUCCGUCAUUUUCAAUACAAAGUAGACCAGUUGACUGCGAUAUUGUCAUCUUUAGAAACUGACCUUGUAGAAUUUGCCAAAUAACAGCACUGUAAGCAAUCGAUAUUCACCCUUUGCCCUAACUUUGCUCCAAAAGUUUGUGAUUCUUCUUGUCAGUGUGAUCAGUGCCAAACGAUGCCGUCCAAAAGUUUUAAUGCUGCAUUCUGACGGUAGGAGAAAAGCAAGUUUGUUGCACAAGUAUUUUUCGUUUGAUGAAUAUUGUGACGGCACCAAGUUGCUUGUUGAUGUUUUUUCAUGAAUGGAUGCUUCUCGUAAUUGCUUUUGCUUCACUUGCCCAAAGGUCGAGAAUGCGAUUUUUUGUUUCUAUUUAUAUAUUUAUUUAUUUUUAAUAAAAAAAGAAGUUCAUGUUACCAUUGUCAUUUGUGAUAUGAAUGCAGCACGAGCGCUGGAGCUUGGACCCUUCUCUUGACUGCCUCUUGUGGUCUUCGUUCAGCCUCGCCCAAAAUUCCACAAACUAAUUCCUGCCUCCCCUCCAAGCUCUCACGAGGGGUGUGGUGCACACGUUGAGCAGGUUGCCGUAUGUCGGCAGGAUUUCUCUCCAAUAUUCAUGCUUCAUUUGUGCUUGUGUUUAUUUUGAUUGUACUAGACGUAAGAUGAUGUUGGACCAUGCUUCCUUAACCCUGUAGUGUGUGUAUAUCAGAAAUGUCCCUAAUACCUCAAAAUCAUCGUAUUUAUAUUGGGGGCUCAUGCUGCGUUCAUUUCAUAGUGUAGAGGGCAGACUGGAGGAAAGUGAGAGUAAAAAUGACAUGUCAUUUUAGCUUGCUCAAUGGUUGUGUGCGAUAAGUAAGUAGAAGUUAACAUAUUAGAACAAAAAAGUUCAGUGAAAAGACUUGCCAGGUUUUGCGCAAUUUAUAUUUACAUCAACACCGCUAUGACCUGAACACGGAUUACGAGCUCUUCCAGGCACCUGCCUAAACAGGCGGAAUCAAAGCCUGACAGAUUGAUUGGAGUAAGAAGCAGGUUAUUACAGCCUUUGUACUGAGUGAUUCUUAACACCUGACUGAAACCAGUCUCACAUUGCACACACUAUAAACUAUGACCAGCACUUGAAGCAAUUACACAGCAUUCUAUUACUGUAUAAAAUAUCAUGUAAAUUGUUUUUCUGUAAUGAUAUUAUUGAAACUGAAAAUGAAUUAAUAAAAUUAAUCCUGACUAUUCUGUA